Molecule: messenger RNA, 5058 nt
Organism: Megalops cyprinoides (Indo-Pacific tarpon)
Lineage: Eukaryota; Metazoa; Chordata; Actinopteri; Elopiformes; Megalopidae
Gene: marchf6
Product: membrane-associated ring finger (C3HC4) 6
Exons: 26
Coding region: 316-3051 (911 amino acids)
Cellular component (GO): endoplasmic reticulum membrane
Molecular function (GO): zinc ion binding
Source: RefSeq, a predicted model, not a curated record
AAUUGGUGUUGCUGUGCGGAUUUUUUCCCCUUAGCAAAGAGGGAAUGGUUGCAGUUAACUAGCCAUUUGAGCUAACAUGUUUCACGUUGAAUAAAUACAUUUGACCCCACACCCACGGGGAUAUCGACGAUAAAUAGAACAACAGUGUGUCACGCAACCAACUGAGAAAGGUUUAAUGUUCGAACGGGGCACGAAUUUGGGGAUUCAAUGUUUCCUUUAUGAAGGUGUUUUCAUCGUCAGGCACCCAGACGUUGCGUUGAUGUGUUGACUGUGGCUUGCUGAAGUGUUACCGAGUGCAGUGCGUCGCCAUACAAGAUGGACACCGCCGAGGAAGCUGAUAUAUGCAGGGUUUGCCGGUCUGAAGGAACUCCUGACAAGCCACUUUAUCACCCCUGCGUUUGCACCGGCAGUAUUAAAUUCAUCCACCAAGAAUGCUUGGUUCAGUGGCUAAAACACAGCAGGAAGGAGUACUGCGAAUUGUGCAAGCAUAGAUUCGCUUUCACACCAAUUUAUUCUCCAGACAUGCCUUCUCGGCUUCCGAUUCAGGACAUAUUUGCAGGGCUGGUGACAAGUAUUGGCACAGCCAUACGAUACUGGUUUCACUACACACUGGUGGCCUUUGCCUGGUUGGGAGUUGUUCCUCUCACAGCAUGUCGCAUCUACAAGUGUCUAUUUACUGGCUCCGUGAGCUCGCUUCUGACGCUGCCAUUAGAUAUGCUGUCCACAGAGAACUUGCUGGCAGACUGCUUGCAGGGCUGUUUUGUAGUGACGUGCACCCUGUGUGCGUUCAUCAGUCUUGUGUGGCUGCGCGAGCAGAUAGUCCAUGGUGGCGCCCCCCAGUGGUUGGAGCAGAAUCAGCAGCAGCCCCCCAACGCAGCAGGGCAGCCCAACGAGGCCCCUGGUGCUGGAAAUGGGGGUGCCGAAAACCAGCCCGCCCCAGCACCCGCCAACCCCCCUGCUGAGAACGAGGUGGUGGCCGACAACCCCGACAUCCAGAUGGACCCAGUCGAGGACAUGGAGGUGGACAACGAGGACGAGGACGAUGCGGGCGCAGAGGAUGCUGCGGACGCCAACAAUGGGGCGCAAGAUGAUAUGAACUGGAAUGCGCUUGAGUGGGAUAGAGCAGCAGAAGAACUCACCUGGGAGAGGAUGCUUGGACUUGAUGGCUCAUUGGUUUUUCUGGAACAUGUCUUCUGGGUCGUCUCACUGAACACACUCUUCAUACUGGUGUUUGCUUUUUGCCCCUAUCACAUUGGGCACUUCUCUGUUGUGGGACUUGGUUUUGAAGAAUAUGUCCAAGCCUCACACUUUGAAGGCCUGAUCACAACGAUCGUGGGCUAUGUCCUCCUGGCUGUGACAUUGAUAGUGUGUCACGGUUUAGCAGCUCUGGUGAGGUUCCAAAGAUCACGCCGCCUGCUAGGAGUUUGCUACAUUGUUGUAAAGGUUUCAUUGUUGGUGGUUGUGGAGAUUGGUGUCUUCCCACUCAUUUGUGGCUGGUGGCUGGAUAUUUGCUCCUUGGAAAUGUUUGAUGCCUCUUUGAAGGAUAGAGAGCUGAGUUUCCAGUCUGCCCCUGGCACAACCAUGUUCCUUCAUUGGCUUGUAGGAAUGGUCUAUGUCUUCUAUUUUGCAUCUUUUAUUCUCUUACUGCGAGAGGUGCUAAGACCUGGAGUCUUGUGGUUUCUGAGAAACCUGAAUGAUCCUGAUUUUAAUCCUGUACAAGAAAUGAUUCAUCUGCCAAUAUACAGACAUUUCAGAAGAUUUAUUUUAUCAGUGGUUGUUUUUGGUUCCAUUGUCCUGCUCAUGCUAUGGCUUCCUAUCAGGAUAAUCAAACUAAUAUUACCAAACUUUCUUCCAUAUAAUGUAAUGCUCUACAGUGAUGCACCAGUGAGCGAGCUGUCUUUGGAGCUGCUACUCCUGCAGGUGGUUCUGCCAGCGUUGCUGGAGCAGGGUCACACGCGCCAGUGGCUGAAGGGCCUGGUGCGGGCAUGGACUGUCACUGCUGGAUACCUACUAGACCUUCACUCUUACUUACUGGGUGACCAAGAGGAGAAUGACAACAAUGCAAACCUGCAAGCUAACAACAACCAGCAGGCCCGCAACAACAACGCCAUCCCCGUGGUGGGGGAAGGGCUGCAUGCCGCUCACCAGGCCAUACUACAGCAAGGUGGCCCUGUGGGCUUCCAGCCCUACCAUCGUCCCAUGAGGUUCCCCUUCAGGAUUGUGUUGCUGAUCGUGUUCAUGUGUGUGACCCUGUUGGCGGCCAGCCUGGUUUGCCUCACAUUACCAGUGUUCACCGGCCGCUGGCUGAUGUCCUUCUGGACGGGCAGCGCCAAGAUCCACGAGCUGUACACUGCAGCGUGCGGCCUGUAUGUGUGCUGGCUGUCCAUCCGGGGCAUCACCGUGCUGCUCGCCUGGAUGCCUCAGGGCCGCACGGUCAUCCUCCUCAAAGUCCAGGAGUGGUCACUGAUGAUCAUGAAGACCCUGAUAGUAGCAGUGCUGGUGGCUGGGGUGAUCCCACUACUCCUGGGCCUGCUGUUUGAACUGGUCAUCGUGGCUCCCCUCAGGGUCCCCCUGGACCAGACACCGCUCUUUUACCCCUGGCAGGACUGGGCUCUUGGAGUGCUCCAUGCCAAAAUCAUAGCUGCCAUUACUCUCAUGGGUCCCCAGUGGUGGCUGAAGACAGUGAUUGAACAGGUGUACGCAAAUGGAAUCCGCAACAUUGACCUGCAUUUCAUUAUCCGCAAGCUGGCAGCUCCAGUCAUUUCUGUCUUACUUCUGUCCCUCUGUGUGCCGUAUGUCAUUGCAGCUGGCAUUGUCCCCAUCAUAGGGGUUACCAUGGAGAUGCAGAAUCUGGUGCAGCGCAGGAUCUAUCCAUUCCUUCUGAUGGUGGUGAUGCUGAUGGGAAUCCUCUCUUUCCAAAUCCGUCAAUUCAAGCGCCUUUAUGAACACAUAAAGAACGACAAGUACCUUGUUGGCCAGAGGCUUGUAAACUAUGAACGCAAGGCUGGUAAAGCGAGCUCGGCACCACCCACCAGUUCUCCUCAAGAGUAGAGUCUGCUGUGUGAAACGCCAGUCCUCGGCUGACUGCCUCACUGCCCCUCUCCCUGGCCCCACCCACCAGCUGUCUUCAAGAGUAGAGUCCGUUGUGUGAGACGCCAGUUCUCAGCUGACUGCCUCACUGCCCCUCUCUCUGGGUCGCUCAUCACAUUUCUGUCUGUGGCUUCUCCUCUCCCUGACCUUCCCCUUCCCUGCUUGUAAGUGAAGCUUGAGAACUGUACAUGUGUAAAUAUUGGGAAACAAUUCCAAAAAACAUCACCUUGGAUGAAAAGAAUGAGCAUUGUACAUCUUUGGAAAAAAAAAUGUAUUAAUUUAUUAAAUCAUUGUCACUUUAUCUUUUGGACUCCUGUUGUUCAGUCUGGAAAUAACCCAGUGCCAAUGACUAAUUAGCCCAUGUAAAGAAAUGUAAUGUUGAGAUUAGCUCGGCUAAUCAGGUCACCAGCCAUUGUGCUGGAGUACGCUGGAUAAAUGUACUGCUGAGGUAAAUCUGUCAGGUGAUGUGUUCAGGUGUUUGCACAGGUAAAGGACAGAAGGUAAAUAUUUGGUCAUGUUGCUUUUUCUUUGAGGGAGUGUAAUGACAUUAAAGUGUGAAGACAAAACUCACUACUUAGGUGGACAAUCAUGGGUUCCAAGGCCUGUAACAUUUGCUUGACAUCCUGUGUCCUUGACAUCCAUCCAAAAGCACACACUAACUUGAGUUACAUCUUUAUACAAUCACAUGCGGUUUUUUUGUAUUCUUUAGAAUUACUAGACCACUUGAUCAAGAAAACCUGUGUGAAACAAAAGUUGAAAAAAAAUAUAUAUAAUGGUUAAGAGAGUAGAAAUAACCUAAUUUUAGAUUUGUUCAGUGAUUCUCUGUACUGUAUUGUUAAAGAAUUACUUACAGCAAAUCCCAUUUCAGACGCAGAGAAAGGUUCAUCAUCUUAUUUUGCACACAAGCUACAUUUCAUUUUUUUCACAUCAUUGGACAUGCAAAUACCGUCAGCUUGAACCCUGAUAAGCACUUCAGAGUAUGGAAAGAAAAACUCCUUUCAUUUAAAAGCUGUUUGUUUUAUAAUGUAAAUAGUUGGUCAGUCAUUCCUAGAUUUUUAUUGUUAGUCUCUACCAUCAGGGGCAAUUGUGGGAAUGCAGAGAAAGCUAAAACUUAAAUCUGCAUUAAAGUAUUACGUAAAGUUGCACUCUGACAGAAAAUGAUGGCAACACCAGUAAAGCCAGAUUAUUAUUUCAAGUUCUGGCUAAAAUUAAUAAUAAUAACAGUGCUGGGAGGAUCACAUUGCACCAAGUUGCUGUAUUGUCUUAAAAUACUAAGGAGUGAAAUCAUCGUCUAAAAUGGACAUUUUCCCCUCAUUUUUUUCUUUUGGAGAGGGGUAUAUUUUGUCAUGUUCUGAUAAUUUUGAAAAUAAUUAUUUUAUUAAAUGAGCAAUCUUAAUGACAGCAUAGUUUUCAUGAAGUCUUGAUUAAAGCUUCAACUUCAGUCUUGUUUGUUUUUACCAGACUGAUUUGAAGUGGCACAUGACUUAUUUGAAUGCAAAUUUUCUGUAAGUGACCUUAUAUCAUCUUAAACUGUACAAACCUGAGUGAUGCUAUUAGCCUGUUGGUUUUGUUUGGCUUCUUUUCAAGCAAAAUGUGUAUUCUAUUUUUAUAUGUAUAUAUAAAUGGCAUGGCAAUUGUGUUUGUAUAAGUCUUAACAUAGAAUAUGUUAUGGUUUGGUGAGCUGUGUACAUAGUUUUGUUACCUGAAUCACAUUUCUGAACAAAACCAUAGCUUUUCAUGGGCAUGCUACGACAGGCUGGGGUGAAUACAAUACUUGCAGGUGUUCAAAACUGAUGCUGCCUGAUAAUUGUGUUGUCAGCUCGUUCCUCCCCUAGCAUGCGUGAGAGGUGUGACUGUUUAAAAUAUAUUGCUGGGGAGGCAUUGACCAUUUAGGUCAACAUUGUUGGGGAAUACACCUUUUUUAAAAAGUUCAUUACAAAUAUUAAAUCAUAGAAAUAAUGUGUGUUU